AUGGAUGUCCGGAGGGCGUUCAAAGAGUCUGAAGAGGGCAGAGUGCAAGCUGCCGUGAAGCACAUGAUGCCGCCCUACGAGCCGAAGAAGAAGAAGCCGAAACGCGUAGCCACUUGGACUUCGCACGCCACCAUCAUCACCGGCCGCUACGGCUCCGGCAAGUCCGUGGCAGUCAGAGAGGCCCUGCGAGGCGUCCAGGGCGUCUUCUUCCACCCCAUCGAGGAUGCCGACUGGAAGGACAAGCUGUACGAGCGCCUGGGCCUGAGUGGGCCCGACAUGCUGGAGGAGGUCCUGUGCCGCGUGCAGGCGCAGCUGGAGAAGCUGGAGGGUCCGUCGAAGGUGCCCAUCAUCGUGCUGGACAUCCCGCGCGAGACGAGGGAAGGCACGGCGCUUGUGGCUUUCAAGUCCUUCCGCAUGGACACUGUCUCCAACUUCGCCAAGUACUUGUGCUCUGACGACACCAUGGACGCCAUGGCGCAUGUGAUCGUGUGCGCAUCGUCGGCCGCCAUGGCCCUGAGCUUCGAUGCUGGCGGCGACCGCCAGGAGAACUACUGGGUGGAGGACCUUACCGAGAAGGAGGCCAAGGAGCUGCUGACCCUCCACGGGCACCGGGAGGAUUGGAAGCAAUUCGUAAAUGCCUGCCUCUGGGCUGCAGUGGAUUUGGUGCGAACCUGCGAAAAGUACAAGGGGCCGGCGACGCUGGCGGCCAAAGAGGAGGAGAUGAAGGCGAAGGCCGCCAUUGAGGUACAGCGCUUCCUUGACAGCUGCAAGAUCAAAGAAACC
Molecule: messenger RNA, 783 nt
Organism: Symbiodinium necroappetens
Lineage: Eukaryota; Dinophyceae; Suessiales; Symbiodiniaceae
Source: the annotation of a GenBank genome assembly